This is a messenger RNA of Sphenostylis stenocarpa, 618 nucleotides long. The record is from the annotation of a GenBank genome assembly. Lineage: Eukaryota; Viridiplantae; Streptophyta; Magnoliopsida; Fabales; Fabaceae.
AUGAGGGUGACGUUAGUAACAAAGCGGUGCAAUAAAAAGAUAAUAUUAUUUUUAUAUACUCAUGGGCCAGGGGAUGGUGAGUCCGAUUGGGCUGGCCAUUAUCGAGGUGCUUCGUCGGCUUCGCUCUACCUUCUUCUCAUUUGGGAGGGUGCGAUCGCAGAAGCAAAGCAGAGAUUCAGUGUUGAGUGUUCGCUUCUGCCAACCAUGGAGGCUACCGAAUUGCCCAACAUAAAAAAAUGGAUUGUGUUGUAUCCUGUUUACAUUAACUCCAAAAAAACGAUGGCUGAAGGAAGACGCAUCGCGGUCGCCAAAGCUUGCGAAAACCCCAUGUGUGCCGAAAUCGGUGAUUGCUGUAGCUAUCUCAAGCUUCCUUAUGCAAUUGAGAUAGACAAGGCGUAUCCUCGCGAUUUCAUGCAAAGAGGGCGGGUGAGGGUGUUGCUGAAGAAGGAGGAUGGGACAUUCUAUAAUCCCUCAAUCUCGUCCAGAAAGCAACUAAUGUUACGGGUUGCAGAGAUGGUACCUAGACAUCAUGGAAGGACCAAGAAGCAGGAGACUGCAUCAACAUCAACUACUGGACCUUCCAACAAAUCUGGAAAGGGUGGGAGAAAGAGAAGAUAA